UAUACGUAAAUCAUCAUAAUUUUACAUCGACUAAAUUUCUAGAAAAGUUCUUGCAUAUCUUGUUGAUCUUCACAAUAUAUGUUAUUCAAUAGCAGCGUGAAUAUGCUCACCUUUCUUGUGGGGGUCCUGUUCAUCUGUUGGUCAUUUGGAGAGGUUUUCUCGGAGUCGCCGUGUUCAAGAGCUGAAUCUUUGGUCUGUGGUGAGGAUUGGAUAACUUACAUCAACGAAUGUUAUGCCAAUAAGGCUAAAAAGAAAAUUAAAUGGAAUGGCCCAUGUCCACCAACGAAAUGCCGCUGCAAUAGACUUAUGAUUGAUGUCUGUGGCUCUAAUGGGAUGGAGUACAGUAACCCUUGUGUGGCCAGAUGUCAUGGAGUAACUCAAUUCACGAUGGGAAAAUGUGACAACGCAGAAAGACAGUAAUAAAUGGAAGUUUUCCUCCUACAAAGUCGCUGAAUAGUUGCUACAAAGUUGUAUUCAAUGCGCCCAUUAUUAAUAAAAUAUAAAAUGUGAAUAAAACACUUUUAAACUAAAACAGAAUUGAGAGAGAG
This is a messenger RNA of Magallana angulata, 548 nucleotides long. Its product is annotated as serine protease inhibitor dipetalogastin-like. The transcript has 5 exons. Lineage: Eukaryota; Metazoa; Mollusca; Bivalvia; Ostreida; Ostreidae. Gene Ontology annotation, molecular function: protein binding. The coding region runs from base 79 to 420 and encodes 113 amino acids. The record is from RefSeq and is a predicted model, not a curated record.